Messenger RNA from Papilio xuthus (Asian swallowtail), 1178 nucleotides. Its product is annotated as lipase member I. The coding region runs from base 54 to 1103 and encodes 349 amino acids. Gene Ontology annotation, biological process: lipid catabolic process. The record is from RefSeq and is a predicted model, not a curated record. The transcript is spliced from 2 exons. Lineage: Eukaryota; Metazoa; Arthropoda; Insecta; Lepidoptera; Papilionidae. Gene Ontology annotation, molecular function: lipase activity.
GGCACAGUUAACAUUCUAACUACGUAGUUAACUGACGAUUUGUUUGUUUAUUUAUGUGUAUUUACAUUAAAAUGAAAAUUUUAUCAUUGUAUGUUCUUAUAUGCAUGUUUGUUAAGAUAAAUUGUUGGGGAAGAGGAGAUUUAGAGAAAUAUGGACCAUUCCAAAUUGCUUUACGUUCAAAGUUGAUAAAAUGUAUUCACGAUAGAACACUUGAUUUAGACGUCAGUGAGAUCGACGUCUAUUUUUACGAUUUUCCAAGAAACGAAGUCGAAACUUAUAAUAUAGACGACGCAGGUAAAGGUAUUUUAUCUUACAAAGAACUAGAUAAAACGAAAAGAUUCAUUAUCUUUGUCGGUGGUUACAAAUCAAAUAUAAACAAGAGGACGGAGGAACGUGUUAGAGAUACGUUUAGAAACUUUCCAAACAGCUAUCUAAUUAUACUCGAUCAUUCUCCAUACACGAAUGAUAAACAAGGUUACAUCAAAAGUUACGAGAGAUCAGUUAAAUACGUUCACUACAUAGGAAAGGCUUUAGCACAAAUGCUUAUUACUUUAAAUGAAGCAGGCAUAUCACCUAAUAAUAUACAUUGCGUCGGACAUAGUUUAGGAGGCCAAAUCUUAGGACAUACAGGACAAAUAUUCUUUGAAAAUACACGCAUGAAAAUCUCAAGAAUAACAGCAUUAGAUCCAGCAGGUCCAUGCUUUUCAAAUAGCUUUAUAGAAAAUCAAAUCAGAUCUGGAGUUGCUGAUUACGUUGAAGUUUAUCAUUGUAAUGCAGGUGCUUUGGGAACCACGAGUGUGUUAGCCGAUGUAGAUUUCUUUGUUAAUAAGAAAGGUCAAUCUCAACCGAAUUGCAAGACUCCUUUAAUACCAGGAAUUUUUGACUCACCGAAAGCUGCUAAAUGUAAUCAUAGAGCUUGUAUAGAUUUAUGGACGGCAACUGUCAGUCAUCCUGAAUGGUUUUUGGCGAGGAAAUGUGAUUCAUAUAAGAAGUAUAAAGGCGGUAGUUGUUCUGCCAAUGAUGUGACUAUCGCUGGGUUCUGGAACCCUGGUAAUGCUACUGGUGUGUAUUAUUUCUCUACAGAAGGUUACGAUAUUCAAUAGGGAUUUAUGUAACUCUAAUUGAUUUUAUGUCGUCUUAGUCAAUCACUAGUCCAUUCCUAGUUUAAGAUUUUGUGA